Molecule: messenger RNA, 1040 nt
Organism: Nymphaea colorata (pocket water lily)
Lineage: Eukaryota; Viridiplantae; Streptophyta; Magnoliopsida; Nymphaeales; Nymphaeaceae
Product: ubiquitin-conjugating enzyme E2 4-like
Exons: 7
Coding region: 369-920 (183 amino acids)
Biological process (GO): ubiquitin-dependent protein catabolic process; protein polyubiquitination
Cellular component (GO): nucleus
Molecular function (GO): ubiquitin conjugating enzyme activity
Source: RefSeq, a predicted model, not a curated record
CUCUCUCUCUCUCUUCCUUCUGCCAAUAAUGGCAGUAAUCAUUUGCCGCUACACUUUUGUUUGUUUAUUCAUUCUUUUUUACCCUGUUACCUUUUCCGUUCAAUUUAUUCCCCAACUGUAUAAUUAGGCGGAGAGGGCCUCGCUGUCCCAUUCAGUUUCUUGCUUUCCGGCGCGCCUUCCCGGAGCUUUUUUCUCUUGAGGCGCUAAGAAACUCUGUUUGCCGCCAUCUUCCGCCGCCGGAAUUCCCGCCUCCGGCUGACGCAGGUGAAGCACCCCGCCGGGAUCGCGACACAGAGGUUCUAGUGAAUCCCGCGAAAGAUCUCAGCCUUUUUCCCCGGGAAGAUCGAAAACCCGAAUUCGCCGCGAAGAUGUGCUCUCCAACGAAGCGAAGAGAUAUGGACGUCAUGAAACUAAUGAUGACGGAUUACAAGGUAGAGACGGUUGAGGACUCCAUGAGCGAAUUCUUUGUGGAGUUUAGCGGGCCAGCCGAUAGUCCCUAUCAGGGUGGAAUUUGGAAAGUACGAGUGGAGCUACCGGAUGCUUAUCCAUACAAGUCCCCUUCCAUUGGCUUUGUGAACAAAAUUUACCAUCCAAACAUUGAUGAGAGGUCUGGUUCUGUUUGCCUUGACGUGAUCAACCAGACAUGGAGCCCCAUGUUCGAUCUCGUCAACAUAUUUGAAGUGUUCCUUCCUCAGCUCUUGCUUUACCCCAAUCCUUCCGAUCCAUUGAACGGUGAAGCUGCUGCGUUGAUGAUGAGAGAUCGCAAGAUCUAUGAGCAGAAGGUUAAAGAGUACUGCGAAAGAUACGCAAAGGCGACUGACAUCAAGAGCCAGGACGAGGAAACCACUGAUGAUGAGGACGAUGACGAUGACAAGUAUGUCACCAGCGAAGAUGACAUGGACAUAGGAGAUGCAGAUUGAAUUCUCAAUUACCUGAAAUAACUGUAAAUUUCAUUUAAUUGACAAGAUAUUCUCAUUCAAACUGUAAAUUUGGCCUUGUAUAAAGUUCAAACCUGUCUCUAGAAUCUCUCGUUUAUUGAA